AUGCCUACCGUCAGAUAUCUCGAAGACGUGGCCCACGUCGUACUGUCUGGGAAGCUGGACGGUGAGGCGAAAACAUCGUCCAUGACACUCAUGCGCAACGGCAAACGCUUCCACAUUACCGUCCAUGCGGAGGAUGUGCAAGACUCACCUUUCGAACAAGACUGGAAAGCGAUCGUAAAGGAAAGCGAUCAGGGUAUGGUACCCGCAGUGGCUUGGAGCCGGUGGGAUCCUCAAUGCGAUCUUAUAAUCAACCAGAGCAUGGUCACGCUGAAACGUCUGGCUCCUACGCAGCCGCACUGGAAAACUCUGCAUAAUUACUUGCAUAUGCCCAGCUACAAUGUGAAGUUAGCACUGGAUCCAGAUAGUGAUGUCGUGGGAGGUCAAGUUUUGGGCGGCUCGGUCGACGAACCUGGUUACAACUUUCAGCCGAUCCACGUCGACAGCAUGAAAACCUCCAGCGGGCGUCUACCACUCUACAAGGCCGAGGAUCUUGUCGUCAUCGAUGCAGGCAAGGACCUCGUCAUGAAGCCAUGCAAGACUCAACAUUUCUUGGGCUUCGUGAAAUCCGGCAAGAGUGCGGAUACUGGCGAAGAAAACAACUCAUCAUUCACUGCCAUCAACGCAUAUCUGCAGCUGCAUGAGCUGGCACCCAUCAAUCAGACACUUACCGUUCAGGAGUUCCCGCGGUUCUGGGCAUAG
Recurvomyces mirabilis is the source of this 699-nucleotide messenger RNA. RefSeq lists its product as uncharacterized. The transcript has 2 exons. Lineage: Eukaryota; Fungi; Ascomycota; Dothideomycetes; Mycosphaerellales; Teratosphaeriaceae. The record is from RefSeq and is a predicted model, not a curated record. Bases 1 to 699 code for a protein of 232 amino acids.